Molecule: messenger RNA, 1325 nt
Organism: Hyaena hyaena (striped hyena)
Lineage: Eukaryota; Metazoa; Chordata; Mammalia; Carnivora; Hyaenidae
Gene: RILPL2
Product: Rab interacting lysosomal protein like 2
Exons: 4
Coding region: 167-793 (208 amino acids)
Biological process (GO): cilium assembly
Cellular component (GO): ciliary basal body; cytoplasm
Molecular function (GO): protein dimerization activity
Source: RefSeq, a predicted model, not a curated record
UGCCGCCCCCCCCCCCCCGGCCGCGCUCAUUGGCCGCUCCUGGGCCACCCCCGGGCCCGGGGCGGGCAGGGUCUCCGCCUGCGGGAAGUUUUCUGCGCCGGGAGGAAGUUAGACUUGAGGGGGUUGUGAGAAAGCGGCUCCUGUGGCUGCCGGGCUCUGGGCGGCCAUGGAGGAGCCCCCUUUGCGAGAAGAGGAGGAGGAGGAGGAAGAAGAGGAGGAAGGAGACGAGGCUGGGCCCGAGGGGGCUUUGGGCAAGAGCCCCUUCCAGCUGACCGCCGAGGACGUGUAUGACAUCUCCUACGUGAUGGGCCGCGAGCUGAUGGCCCUGGGCAGCGACCCCCGGGUGACACAGCUGCAGUUCAAGAUCGUCCGCGUCCUGGAGAUGCUGGAGACGCUGGUGAAUGAGGGCAACCUGACGGUGGAGGAGCUGAGAAUGGAGAGGGACAGCCUCAAGAAGGAGGUGGAGGGGCUGCGGACCGAGGGCCCGGCGGCCGGCGGGGAGGUAAACCUGGGACCAGACAAAAUGGUGGUUGACCUGACAGACCCCAACCGGCCACGCUUCACUCUACAGGAGCUAAGGGAUGUGCUCCAGGAGCGCAACAAACUCAAGUCCCAGCUGCUGCUGGUGCAGGAGGAGCUGCAGUGCUAUAAGAGUGGUCUGCUUCCACCAAGAGAAGGCUCAGGAGGACGAAGAGAAAACGAUGCCCGUGUCGCCAGGCCCGGCAAUGCCAGAAGUAACAAGGAAGAGAAGACCAUCAUAAGGAAGUUGUUCUUUUUCCGAUCCGGGAAGUAGACACAGGCCUAAGGCCACAACGAAGGCAGUGGAAUUUGGACUCAAGAAGGCAAAACGCCACGACUUCCAAACGCAUCUCUCCGCGCCACGUGUGUGCACUGUCCUUGCUCAUUUGUUUCCCCUGAAAGCCACCGAGGAGGAAGGAGGGGAGGCUCUCGUGAUCAUUAUCUGUGUGGCCGCAGAGCUGGACACCCCCGGAGGCUCGGCCAGGGCAAGACAGGAGAAGGAAAGCGAAAGGGAAACAAGACCUACUUCCUGCUCCACUUGGGCCUCCCAGAGGGCCCUCCAGCGUGCAGAUGCGCCUUCCAUUUGUCUGGUCCCACAGGUGACCUGGUCUCUCCCACGUAGUAGCAGCAAAAAUACAUGAGCCCACAGGGCGAGGGGAGGAGAAAACGCAGGGAAAAAAAUGUUUAUUGACAUUCCAUUCCAGUGAUGAUCUCACGGAUAUGUAGGGAAUAUUCUAUUUCGCUUCACGAGACUUUAUAUGAUUUUACAUGGUUUUGUAUCAAAGUAAAAUGACUUUUAUACUUUC